Molecule: messenger RNA, 1197 nt
Organism: Aspergillus caelatus
Lineage: Eukaryota; Fungi; Ascomycota; Eurotiomycetes; Eurotiales; Aspergillaceae
Product: FMN-dependent dehydrogenase
Exons: 5
Coding region: 1-1197 (398 amino acids)
Molecular function (GO): oxidoreductase activity; FMN binding
Source: RefSeq, a predicted model, not a curated record
AUGGCCGAUAUUCCUUCUACAACAAAGACACUCUCUUCGAAACCCCCACUUGAAUCAAUCCUCAAUACCUACGACUUCGAAAAAGUCGCCUCCCAAGAACUAAGCCGUAAGACGUGGGCAUUUUAUUCAUCCGCAGCUACGGACAUGAUCACACGAGAUGCCAACAAAGCCAUCUAUGAUCGUAUCCUGCUCCGGCCAAGAGUCCUCCGGAAUGUCAAUAAGGUCAACACUCGGACUACCAUUCUCGGAUGCGAGACCGGUCUACCGUUAUUUGUCAGUCCCGCAGCCAUGGCGAAGAUGGUUCAUCCCGACGGCGAACUGGCGAUCGCAAGGGGUUGUGCGAAAUACGGCGUUGGCCAAUGUAUUUCUACGAAUGCAUCAUAUACAGUGUCUGAUAUCACGGCCUGCGCGCCUGGUCACCCUUUCUUUUUCCAGUUAUAUAUCAAUCGGGACCGUGCUGCAUCAGAGCAGCUUCUUCGGCAAGUUGAAAAGAGUGGGAUUAAGGCUGUUUUUCUCACUGUUGAUGCCCCGGUUGCAGGGAAACGGGAAGCGGAUGAGCGUGUCGGGGCUGACGCCUCGGAGAUUAUAUAUACAGCACCUAUGACCGGGGCACAAGGUGUUGGUGAUGCAAAAGGCAGUGCGCUUGGCAGGACGAUGGGAAGAUAUAUUGAUGCUAGCUUCACAUGGGAGGAUUUGAAGUGGCUUCGACAGUCAACGUCCCUGCCUAUCGUGUUGAAGGGCAUUCAGACGGCCGAGGAUGCCUUGAUGGCAAUGGAACACGGAGUCGACGGGAUCGUUGUGAGCAAUCACGGUGGGAGAAGCGUAGACACGUCGACGUCAUCGAUAGCGGUAUUGAUGGAAAUCCGUCAAUGCUGUCCCCAAGUAUUUGAGCAUCUCGAAGUCUAUGUCGAUGGUGGGAUCCGUCGCGGGACUGAUAUUUUUAAAGCUAUCUGCUUGGGAGCUAAAGCCGUAGGAAUGGGAAGGCAGUUCUUGUACAGCCUCACAUAUGGACAAGAAGGUGUGGAGCGCUUAAUUGAGAUCAUGAAAGACGAACUUGAGACCACGAUGAAGCUGUUGGGCAUUACAGACCUCUCGCAGGCACAUCCCGGACUCCUUAACACUCUAGAUGUGGAUCAUUUGAUCCCGAAGAGACUUGGGGAAACGUAUAGCGGCCCGGUAGUCAAGGCAAGACUGUGA